Messenger RNA from Vicia villosa (hairy vetch), 879 nucleotides. RefSeq lists its product as uncharacterized. The record is from RefSeq and is a predicted model, not a curated record. The coding region runs from base 1 to 879 and encodes 292 amino acids. The transcript has 7 exons. Lineage: Eukaryota; Viridiplantae; Streptophyta; Magnoliopsida; Fabales; Fabaceae.
AUGGUUGUGCUUCUGAUUAAUGCUCGAAUAAAGGAGGCUCAAGGAAACUUUCCUUUAAACGUAUCCAAUGCAUGGAAUGGCACAAAACUGAUCAUUAAUGAUACUGGUUUUGAACAAGUUUCUAAGCUAAAAGAAAGUUUUAAAGGUGAUUUCCCAAAGUUAUCAGAUACAGGCGUGCAAGUUACUGCAUCACAAAAUUCACAAUACUCAGAUUUCGAUAAGUUUGUAUGGAAAGCUGAUGUUUUACGUCUUGCAGAAAUAGGGGGUUUUCAACAGGAAACUACAUGUGUAACUGUUGCCACGUUGAAUAAAUUUGAUGUUGGACAAUCUGGAUGGUAUUACGAUGGAUGUGUUGACUGUACAAAAAGUGUGACUUUGAGGGAUGGAAAGCUUGAGUGUUAUGCAAAACAUAUAAGUCCUUCUCCCGUGCCCAGGUUUAAACUGGAAAUAUUGGCUGUUGACGGUAAAUGCACUACUAAGUUCAUUUUUUGGGACGUCGACUGUGUUAAGUUGGUAGGGAAAUCCGCUGCUGAGAUUAUAAAUGGUCUAAAAAGGACUGGGGAGUAUGAUCCGCUUGAAUUCCCUUACGAACUUGAUUCAAUAUUGAAGCGUGAGUUGGCCAUCAGAGCUGUAUUCCAGCCCAAAAAUGGACGCCUUUCUGUGAUUGGUUUCAGAGAUGAUCCGGAAACCCGUAAUAGAGUUAAGGACAAUUUUAGAGCUGAAGAGGAACCUCUUUCUGUCUCAACUGAUUAUGAUCCAUCUGCCUCAAAUACUAAUCUUACCCCUUCUAAGAGAAUUUUGAGCGAAGCUGUUGAGGAAAUUGAAGGUGUCCAGCUUUCGUCGACGAAGUUAAUUAAAGAUAUCAAGAAGGAAGAGUAG